Diplodia corticola is the source of this 1857-nucleotide messenger RNA. Its product is annotated as dna repair protein. The transcript has a single exon. Gene Ontology annotation, molecular function: damaged DNA binding; 5'-3' DNA exonuclease activity. Lineage: Eukaryota; Fungi; Ascomycota; Dothideomycetes; Botryosphaeriales; Botryosphaeriaceae. Gene Ontology annotation, biological process: protection from non-homologous end joining at telomere; interstrand cross-link repair; double-strand break repair via nonhomologous end joining. The record is from RefSeq and is a predicted model, not a curated record. The coding region runs from base 1 to 1857 and encodes 618 amino acids.
AUGAACUUCGCCAAGGGAAUCCUCGAGUCUCGCAGACAAACAUACAAACACUUGAAGAAGCUUCUGAAGACGAUUCCGCUAGAAACUCCCACAGCCAUCGAACUUUCGCCUGGCAAUGAGAUCCAAGUCACCCUCUUUGACGCCAACCAUUGCGUUGGCGCGGUAAUGUUUCUUAUUCAGGGUCACGGUCAAGCCAUUCUUUACACCGGUGACAUCAGGGCAGAGACGUGGUGGAUAAAUUCACUGACGCGAAGUCCCGUGCUUCUCCCCUACGCAUCAGGGCAUAGGCGCCUUGAUAAAAUCUAUCUCGACACUACCUAUGCGAGCAGGUCUCGGUUCAACCGGGAGUUUCCGACUAAAGAUGAAGGUCUGCGCGAGCUACUAACAAAAGUGUCAAACUACCCUGAGGAUACUGUAUUUCACAUCGAAGCCUGGACAUUCGGGUACGAGGAUGUGUGGCUUGCGCUAUCCUCAUAUCUCGACAGUUCAGUCCAUCUCGAUAGGUACCGAUGGCGCCUGUACAACUCUCUGGUCACUCCUCCAGAAUUGCCUUCAUGUCGCGAGGCGCCUCCAUUGGUUGGAUUCAGUUUAGGAAAUCACCACAGAGUCGGCUGUUUAACCUCCAACCCGGACGUCCGUCUGCACAGCUGCGAACACGGCACGUUUUGUCCGGCGACCAAUGAGAACUCCGAAGUGGUCCGCAUCAUACCCAUAGUGACAAGACUAGGUGAUGGCACAGAAGUUGCGGAGGUUGGUGUAGGGGGUGGCAAAGGAGAUCUGGACCAAGUACACGAGCUCGAAACCCACGACAGGGUUGCGAUCGAGCAGCUGAUGCACCUAUGCGAAUCUAGACUGGAGGACGUCCCUGAUACGUUGUCAGACGUUCUCCAUACGCUAACAUCGGCGAUGGAAAAUGGGCUAAGCAGGAUCCGUCUCUGCAACAGUGAUAGCGAUGUGCAGGACGACCAGGAAGCGCUGGACGACAUGCCGCUGCAUCAGUUGGUCGAGAUGCUGGCACGCCUCACAUCUGACGCGCCCACGUUCGCCGUUUCUGCCGCCGCUCAAAGCGGCAAAACGCGACACGUCUCAAACACGUCCAGCCCCGCGGCUGCAGCUGGGAACCUGACCCACGGACCGCAGUCGCGUACGAUUACCUUCCCGUGGGCGAGACACGCGUCCUACUUGGAGUUGUGCGAGCUGGUAGGGGCUUUCCGCCCGUACGACAUCCACCCCUGCACGGUAAAUGAGCAGAGUUGGACGCCGGAAGAUGGCAUGAGAGCGCUGUUUGGGCACCUCUGCUCGGGCGAUGUGUUCGUGCAUGAUAGGAAGAUGAUGGAUGUAUGGGAGGAGCGGCGCAAAAGGUGGGUAAGUGGGAAUAAAAGGCAGCAGGAAGAAACACAGGAAACGCAAUCCAGUGGUGAUGAUGAUAGUGCGUCGCCGGACGAGCAGGGCAGCAAUGUCAAGAGAAGGUGCAUUUCUGCAGAAGCUGCUGCUACUACUGAUGCAGAGAUGCGUCGACCUUCAACCACUCCAUCUAGCGUCCUGGUAUCGUUUGAGGAAAGCCUUGAAGGAACGCCACAGGCUGGACAAGCGCCAGGUCUUUCGGACACAUCCCCCGCGAAAGAUUCUGCAACGUAUCCGGAACAAUGGUCUCCCACGAAAAUAGAUCGAGAUGAGGAGAAUGUGUGUGAAGACGUGGAAGACGUGGAAGACGCGGAAGACGCGCUAGAAGCAACGUCACCGAGCAUUCGCACAUGGGCGGCUAGAGCGGCGAAGGGUUCGAAUGGGUUGACCUGGGCUGACUUCGGCGGGCUUGUGUGCACAGGCAAUGGGCAUGCGGAAGAAGAAGAGCUUUGA